ACUGUCAACACCACCUUGUAUUUGACAUUAGAAAAUAAUUGUCGUUGGCUUUGGCGAUCAACUAAACAAAUUUUUUAAUACAACUAGAGAAAUUAUAUGUGAAAAAUGGAACCAAUGACUUUAGGCAGUCCUAGCGGCAGUCCGGCUACUAAUCCCAGCCCAUAUUUGCCAGCUUUUCUGAUGGGUGAAAGCCAGGUUCCGACAACACCACGCAACACGCUCUCACCAAAUAAGGGUAGCAGAAACAUUUCUUUUGCAACGUCGCCAAUACAAAAUACUCCAUCAGGUCCUCUUAGAGAUCACAAUCGUUUUUCGGUCGGACAAAAACAACUUUUCAAUAGUAGUGUAAGUGCCAACUAUUCAGGCACUCAAGGUCCACCUACCCAAGGAUUAUUCGAUUCUUUGCGUAAUGAACGAAAUCUUGCAGAGACGCCAACACGUGGUAUUGAAUCACAAUCGCCUCUUGGUUUUGGUACACCAAUUGCCGCUCAACACAAUCUGAGUGCUUUCGGAGGUAAUACAAGUUUUCAACAGCACCAUCUGCAGCAAAAACAAUUUACGCCACAGUCAACAGCUCCAUACAAUGAUUCAUCGUACCUAGCCAAUACCUCAUAUAAUACAUCACGCUGCAUAACUUCGCCAAUAGGACCGCUAGGUACACCUAAUGCAAACGGGGCUAUUAAUAAUGCUUCAUAUAUGUUGCAAUGCCCGCCAACACCACGUUAUACGGAAUUUUGGGUGACCGUUUUUGGCUUCCCGCCUAGCGCGAUUUCAACGAUUCUGCAGCACUUUGCUCAAUGCGGCACUAUAGUUGAUAAAGUAUUUCCCCCUCAAAAUGGGAAUUGGGUUCACUUGAAGUAUGCCUCAAGAUUAGAAUGCGAUAAGGCUCUGAAUUAUAAUGAGAAAAUAUUGGGCAACAACAUAAUGAUUGGUGUAACACAAUGCAAGGAUAAAAAUAUCAUCGACAAAGAAAAUGUGUGCGAUAAUAAUACACAACCAAGCAAGGUACGACCAUUAGCGCAAACUGCCUACAAAAGUGCCCAAAAUGACUCUGCUGUUGUUAACAAUGCAAAUUUGCCUCAAAAAAGCUCUGGUUUGAUGAAUAAAGCAAUGGACUUGUUUUUUGGUUGGUAAAAUAGAUGCAAUAUUUUGGAUUGUGCAUUUUUAUUAAUAAUUGGUUUAACUGGUUCAAAUAAACAAUAUGUAGUAAUUUUUA
Molecule: messenger RNA, 1216 nt
Organism: Rhagoletis zephyria (snowberry fruit fly)
Lineage: Eukaryota; Metazoa; Arthropoda; Insecta; Diptera; Tephritidae
Gene: Nup35
Product: nucleoporin 35
Biological process (GO): NLS-bearing protein import into nucleus; nuclear pore organization
Cellular component (GO): nuclear pore nuclear basket; nuclear membrane; nuclear pore central transport channel
Molecular function (GO): phospholipid binding; nucleic acid binding; structural constituent of nuclear pore
Source: RefSeq, a predicted model, not a curated record